Chlorocebus sabaeus (green monkey) is the source of this 2638-nucleotide messenger RNA. The record is from RefSeq and is a predicted model, not a curated record. NCBI's taxonomy places the organism in Eukaryota, Metazoa, Chordata, Mammalia, Primates, Cercopithecidae.
UGCCUUGCUCCCCGUUUCCUUCUUACUCAGCAAGCUUAGUGGGGCCUCCCCCCGGUUAAAAGGAGUAGUUACCCUAUGACUCUUCCUUUGAGGGUCCAAGUAGGAACCUUUAUAGCCCAGAUCCUGGGGCCCUGGGCCGCCCACUGAUUCAUUUCAAUUCCACUGCCUUUCAUUUCUCUUCUGUAUCUUAUUGCCCCUUCUUUAGCUAUUCACAAGAGGAAAUAGGAUUUUAUUUUUCAUUAUGUAUUAUAUAAAAAUUACACAUCCAGUCUUCUCAAUUCUCAGUUCUUAAAGAAAUCAACUAAGCCUUCAAAGACUUUUAGUUUUGCAUUUUCCAUGGGUGACGGGUCCUAAAAAUUCUCCCCAUCCCCACAGGACAGAGUGACCAGUCUUUCAGGCUUGGCCCUGAAUUUGUUUUUCAGUUGAGGAGAACAAGAGAUGGAGAAAGCAAGUGGAAGACAGUCCAUUGCCCUGUCCACAGUGGAAACUGGCACAGAGAACCCGGGGCUGGAGCUCAUGGAAAAAGAAGUAGAGCCUGAGGGAAGCAACAGGACUGACACACAAGGACACAGCCUGGGGGAUGGACUGGGCCCUUCCACUCACCAGAGGAGGAGACAGUGGCCUUUCAGCAAAGCAAGAAGUUUCUGCAAAACACACGCCAGCUUGUUCAAGAAGAUCCUGUUGGGCCUGUUGUGUUUGGCCUAUGUUGCCUAUUUCCUGGCAGCUUGCAUCUUGAAUUUCCAGAGGGCACUGGCCUUGUUUGUCAUCACCUGCUUGGUGAUAUUUGUCCUGGUUUACUCAUUUCUGAAAAAGCUCCUGGGCAAAAAAUUAACAAGAUGUCUGAAGCCCUUUGAAAACUCCUGCCUGAGGCUUUGGAUGAAAUGGGUGUUUGCAGGAGUCUCCUUGGUUGGCCUUAUACUGUGGUUGGCUUUAGACACAGCCCAAAGGCCAGAGCAGCUGAUCUCCUUCGCAGGAAUCUGUAUGUUCAUCCUCAUCCUCUUUGCCUGCUCCAAACACCACAGUGCAGUGUCCUGGAGGACAGUGUUUUGGGGCCUUGGUCUUCAGUUUGUCUUUGGGAUCUUGGUCAUCAGAACUGAUCUUGGAUAUAGUGCAUUUCAGUGACUGGGAGAGCAGGUCCAGAUUUUCCUGAACUACACUGUGGCCAGCUCCAGUUUUGUCUUUGGGGAUACACUGAUCAAGGAUGUCUUUGCUUUUCAGGCCUUACCAAUCAUCAUUUUCUUCGGAUGUGUGAUGUCCAUUCUCUACUACCUGGGCCUUGUGCAAUGGGUGGUUCAGAAGGUCGCCUGGUUUUUACAAAUCACUAUGGGCACCACUGCCACAGAGACCCUGGCUGUGGCAGGAAACAUCUUUGUGGGUAUGACAGAGGCACCUCUGCUCAUCCGUCCCUACCUUGGGGACAUGACACUCUCUGAAAUUCAUGCAGUGAUGACUGGAGGGUUUGCCACCAUUUCCGGCACUGUGCUGGGAGCCUUCAUAUCCUUCGGGGUUGAUGCAUCAUCCCUGAUUUCUGCCUCUGUGAUGGCCGCCCCUUGUGCUCUCGCCUUGUCAAAGCUAGCAUAUCCGGAAGUGGAGGAGUCCAAGUUCAAGAGCAAGGAGGGAGUAAAGCUGCCCCAUGGGAAGGAGAGGAAUGUCCUGGAAGCUGCCAGCAACGGAGCCACAGAUGCCAUAGGCCUUGCUGCUAAUGUAGCAGCCAACCUGGUUGCCUUUUUGGCUGUGUUGGCUUUCAUCAAUGCUGCCCUCUCCUGGCUGGGAGAACUGGUGGACAUACAGGGGCUCACUUUCCAGGUCAUCUGCUCCUAUCUCCUAAGGCCCAUGGUUUUCAUGAUGGGUGUAGAGUGGACAGAUUGUCCAAUGGUAGCUGAGAUGGUGGGAAUCAAGUUCUUCAUAAAUGAGUUUGUGGCUUAUCAGCAACUGUCUCAAUACAAGAACAAACGUCUCUCUGGAGUGGAGGAGUGGAUUGAGGGAGAGAAGCAGUGGAUUUCUGUAAGAGCUGAAAUCAUUACAACAUUUUCACUCUGUGGAUUUGCCAAUCUUAGUUCCAUAGGAAUCACGCUUGGAGGCUUGACAUCAAUAGCACCUCACCGGAAGAGUGACUUGUCCAAGGUUGUGGUCAGGGCCCUCUUCACAGGGGCCUGUGUAUCCCUUAUCAGUGCCUGUAUGGCAGGAAUCCUCUAUGUCCCUAGGGGAGCUGAAGCUGACUGCGUGUCCUUCCUAAACACAAGUUUCACCAAUAGAACCUAUGAGACCUACAUGUGCUGCAGAGGGCUCUUUCAGAGUACUUCUCUGAAUGGCACAAACCCUCCUUCUUUUUCUGGUCUCUGGGAAGACAAGGAGUUCAGUGCUAUGGCCCUUACUAACUGCUGUGGAUUCUACAACAAUACCGUCUGUGCCUAAGGCUGCUUCAUCUAUUUCCAUAACAGUUUUGAUCUUAUCAGCUUUGUGAUUGCAAAGGUGUUUAUGUACUCAGGGUUCCCACAACUCACUCACCAAGAUCUUUAACAGUAAAUAACAGUAAAUGUUAAAAGAUUCAUUUUGGGCCAGGCGUGGUGGCUCAUGCCUGUAAUCCCAGCACUUUGGGAGGCUGAGGUAGGUGGAUCACAAGGUCAGGAGAUGAAGA